Messenger RNA from Cryphonectria parasitica EP155, 1305 nucleotides. Its product is annotated as 2OG-Fe(II) oxygenase. Bases 213 to 1181 code for a protein of 322 amino acids. Gene Ontology annotation, molecular function: dioxygenase activity. The record is from RefSeq and is a predicted model, not a curated record. The transcript has 2 exons. NCBI's taxonomy places the organism in Eukaryota, Fungi, Ascomycota, Sordariomycetes, Diaporthales, Cryphonectriaceae.
GAGUACCUGAACCUGAACCUCCUCGUUACGUCGAUGGUGGAAGUUGGCAAAGAUGAUCCUUGGGGAUAUAGUUCAGUGUCUUACUUUUUGAUGAAAAUGCAUACGCUACUCCCAUUUCCACAGUGCAGCAUCGAUUUUUUUGUCCCUUCUCCACGCCUGGCCGCGAAUUCUAACUCUACAAGAAAGACGAACGAAGCAGCAAAGGUUCAAAUAUGUCAUCCGAAGAACACGUCGCACUGCCAAUUAUUGACCUGAGCGGGUACUUCCACCCAAAGUCUCCCGAGGAUCGGGAGCAUGUCAUCAAGCAAGUAUGCGACGCUGCCAGCCAAUAUGGCUUCUUCCAGGUCAAAGGCCAUGGGGUUCCCCUGGGUCUACAACAGGAUCUGAUCCGGUGCAUGGGUAACAUCUUCAACCUGCCUGAGGAGGUGAAGUUGGAGAUGUCCUUCCUCAGCAACCCUUGUCGCCGGGGCUACGAGGCAUCCGGCAUGUCGCAUCGGGAAGGGGAUGCGCUGCCCGAUGCCAAAGAGUGCUUCUUCAUUGGUCCUGAGGGCCCGACUGUCGAGCUGGGCGGCAUCUACGGACCUAAUGUGUGGCCUGACCUCCCAGACGCUGACUUCCGCGGGCCCGUCUGGACAUACUACCAACAGACCAGCAAGUUGGGCAAGGCGCUAUGGUCAGUCCUGCUCGAGGGCCUUGGCCAGCCGGUGCAGCUGGUAGAGCAGUUCAGCCGGCGGCCUAUCGUGCCCAUGAAGAUGAUCCGCUACCCGCCAAGCCAGCAGGUCGCCAAGGGUCAGUUCGGCAUCGGUGCGCACACCGACUUCGGCGGCAUCACCAUCCUGUUCCAGCAGCCGGGCAAAGACGGCCUUGAAGUAUGGCACGAAGGCCAACGCCAGUGGAUCGACGUUCCCGCUCUCGAGGAUGUCUAUGUCAUCAAUUGUGGUGACAUGGUGCAGCGCUGGUCUGACGGCGCCUACAAGAGCGCACGCCACAGGGUUAUCAACAAGUCUGACGGCGAGAGGCUGUCGUGCGCUACGUUUUGGCACGGUGAUGUGAAUGCCACGAACCCGCUUAGGCCCAACGACCCCAACAGGGAGACGGUCGGUCAGCUGCUGAUCAAGCGCUUCCGCAACCAAUAUUCAUUUACGAAAGAGCUUCUGGCUGAGGUUGGGGCCGCGUCAUGAGGUCGAUUAUCAUAGCACUUUAGCGGGAGCAACAACUCGCAGUACCAAUAUAUGCACCGUGCUGUUUCUAUAUUUCGAUGAUCCAGUGCUUCUGUAUAACAUCCAAGAGAUUUCUGACUCCUUC